AUGCUAGGAAUAAGAUCAUCUGUAAAGUCCUGCUUCAAACCAAUGUCUUUGACUUCAAAAAGGCUGAUUUCUCAAUCUUUGGUGGCCAGCAAAUCCACUUACAGGACCCCAAAUUUUGAUGACGUUUUAAAGGAGAAUAACGAUGCUGAUAAAGGCCGCUCUUAUGCCUACUUCAUGGUUGGUGCUAUGGGUCUUUUGUCAUCUGCAGGUGCCAAAUCAACCGUAGAAACCUUUAUUUCAUCUAUGACUGCCACAGCCGAUGUUUUGGCUAUGGCUAAAGUUGAAGUCAAUUUGGCGGCCAUCCCAUUGGGUAAAAACGUUGUCGUCAAAUGGCAAGGUAAGCCUGUGUUCAUUAGACACAGAACUCCUCAUGAAAUUCAAGAAGCUAACAGUGUGGAUAUGUCCGCUUUGAAGGACCCACAGACCGAUGCUGACAGAGUCAAAGACCCUCAGUGGUUAAUUAUGUUGGGUAUUUGUACUCAUUUAGGUUGUGUUCCAAUUGGUGAAGCCGGUGAUUUCGGCGGUUGGUUCUGUCCUUGUCAUGGUUCGCAUUAUGAUAUUUCUGGUAGAAUCAGAAAAGGACCUGCUCCCUUAAAUUUAGAAAUUCCUGCCUAUGAAUUUGAUGGUGAUAAGGUCAUUGUUGGUUAA
This is a messenger RNA of Saccharomyces paradoxus, 648 nucleotides long. RefSeq names its product ubiquinol--cytochrome-c reductase catalytic subunit RIP1 (gene RIP1). The record is from RefSeq and is a predicted model, not a curated record. The coding region runs from base 1 to 648 and encodes 215 amino acids. Gene Ontology annotation, cellular component: membrane. NCBI's taxonomy places the organism in Eukaryota, Fungi, Ascomycota, Saccharomycetes, Saccharomycetales, Saccharomycetaceae. The transcript has a single exon. Gene Ontology annotation, molecular function: quinol-cytochrome-c reductase activity; 2 iron, 2 sulfur cluster binding. Gene Ontology annotation, biological process: mitochondrial electron transport, ubiquinol to cytochrome c.